Daldinia loculata is the source of this 1023-nucleotide messenger RNA. RefSeq lists its product as uncharacterized. The record is from RefSeq and is a predicted model, not a curated record. The transcript is spliced from 3 exons. Bases 1 to 1023 code for a protein of 340 amino acids. NCBI's taxonomy places the organism in Eukaryota, Fungi, Ascomycota, Sordariomycetes, Xylariales, Hypoxylaceae.
AUGGCUCUGAUCUCAUCUAUCGUUGUAUCGCUUAGAAUAUACAUCCAAUGCUCUGAAAUAUCGUUCUGGUGGGAUGAUGGUUUGAUGUUGGCCGCACUGAUGAUAUAUAUUGCUAAUAUUGGACUUGCUUGUAGAAGCUUACAGUACGGCGUCGGCACCCCCAAUGUGAAUAUUCCCAUGUCCAUGCAGGUCGAGGCUAGCAAAUACAUGACUAUUUGGUCACUAUUAUACGAAUCAUGCCUUUUCAUUGUCAAGGCUUCUAUCUGCUUGACUAUAUUUCGGUUGAGAAAGCCCACGAGAUACAUCCGCUUCACGAUCUAUAUUCUCCUCCUAGCGAGCUUUGCAUCAUUUCUCGAUGGCGUCAUAGGUCUCUUAACUCAAUGUACCCCCGUUGAAGCUAUUUGGGACAAGAGACUCAUGAAAGAUGGCAGGGGAACAUGCAAAGAUAAAGAUACCAUGAUAGGCAUCAUAUAUACUACUGCGAUUAUAACGAUCGCGACUGAUGUGGCAUGUACUGUUUUACCGGCAGUCAUGAUGUGGAACACUCAACUCAAGUUGAAAAAGCUACUAAUUAGCUUGCUUCUGUUAUUCGGGCUGCUUGCUUCUGUCUGCACGGUAAUCCGGGUGUCUGAUAUUCAAAAGGUUACGAGCGACGGCAAAUAUUUCUGGACCUUGAGAACUGUGCUGUGGUCGAACAUCGAAACGGCCAUUGGUAUCAUCGCAGGGUCGAUGCCAGUACUGCAGAAGAUUGUUCUGAGCCAUCCUAUGAAACGAGAGUCGAUCACAUCAUCUAAAGCUCCCGGCUCAGCGCCCUCCCAUAGCGCACCCAGAAAGCCUCAAAGUAACCGAGAAGACUUCGGUAAUCCGUUCGACGUCGGCUGCAAUAUCACAACAGUGUGCGCGAGUCGUCGUUCUCGUGAUUGGGACCGCAUGGAGAAGGGGGAUAACUUGCCCUUUAUUCGUGCCGAGUAUACUUACGAAGUUACGCGAUCAGAUUUCUCCCCUGAGAUGGUGGAAGUGUAA